ACAUUUGAACUGGGGGGCGAAACUGAAUUCACUUUGCAACAGUAAACCCAGAUGCCCGAGGCAUUGAUACUACACGGCAUGGCUGACGCAGAGCCGGACUUAUCAACGUUCGAGAAUAAAACUGGACUCGCCGAGGACAUGAAGUUUCUGGCUUCUAUGCCCGAGCUAUGUGAUGUUACCUUUCUCGUUGGCGACACCCGUGAGCCCGUUUGUGCCGUCAAGGCUGUGCUUGCGUCGCGUUCCCGCGUGUUUGCCAAAAUGCUUUAUGCCGCCCCUUCACCCCAGCGGAAGAGGGAGACCACCACCAAGGAGAAUAAGCUGCGACUCUUCCUCAAACGCUCCUCGGAGCCGCUGUUGAAUCUACAGAAUGCGGCACAACAGAGAACCGGUUUCACCCAACAAUUAGCUCCGAUACCCGAGCCCUCAGGUCAACAGCAUCAGACGCUGAUCAUUGAGGAGUUCGAGCCGGAUGUCUUCCGUCAGCUAAUCGAGUACAUACACACGGGCUGUGUGACUCUACAACCUCGCACUCUGUUGGGCGUCAUGAAUGCCGCUGAUUAUUAUGGCCUGGAGGAACUGCGUCGUGCCUGCGCUGGCUUUGUGCAGUGUUGCAUCAAUGUGGACACUGUGUGUGCUCUGUUGGCCUCCGCCGAGCGGUAUAUUCAAUACAAGUGCACCAAGACGUUGGUGCAGAAGGUCCUUGAGUUUGUGGACGAGCACGGCAAUGAGGUGCUGAAUCUGGGCAGCUUCACGCUGCUGCCACAGCAUGUGGUGCGGCUAAUACUUGCGAGAGAAGAGCUCCGGGCAGAUGAGUUCACCAAGUUCCAGGCGGCGCUUAUGUGGAGUAAAAAGUACUAUGAUAACAAUCCAAAUAUUGACAUCAAGGAGAUAUUGGGGACAUUUCUGGAAUACAUUCAGUUCCACAAGAUACCCGCAAAUGUGCUGAUGCGAGAGAUUCAUCCAUUGAAUCUGGUGCCAUAUGCGAUCAUAAUGAAUGCUCUGGCUUAUCAGGCAGACCCAGAAAGCAUCGACCCCGGAAAGCUGUCUCCCAACUCUAGCCGACAACAUCGCCAUCGUCAUCAUCACCAGUCCCUGCCCAAGAUCCGCAAGGCCAAAUCCCAAUCAUUCCGCACUCGCCGCAGUCCCUCCGAGCGUCGCAGUCCCAACGCACCUACGCUCACCCUCAACACCAGCGCUGCCAAUGGUGAGAAGAAACGCAGUCCAUUGACACCCAAGAGUCCGGUGCUGCCUCAACCAGAGUCCAAGAGUCCCGGCAGCAGCUCCUCCAAGACGCCAACAUCGCUCUCCCGCCAGGGCACCUUGCGUGCCUCGAGCCGACGCAAGAACAGCGGCCAGUUGACCAUCUCGCUGAGCGCCCAGAAUCAAGGUCGUCGGAGUCCCGUUGGCCUCAAUGAUCGCAGUCCGCAGGGGCGUCGUAGCCCCUUAUUUCCCAGCAGCGGCCUCAGAUCUCCUAACGAUCAGCCCAGUCCGACGGCCAGAAGUCCAACGGGAGAUUCACAGCGACGCAGUCCGACCUUCAGCAUUCAGAUUCAUACUCAGGAGCGUCGUUCGCCGCUGGGAGCCGUUGCACCAAUGGACUUUAGCUGUCAGGCAGGCACUUCCGGCACAAGACGCAGUCCGACAUCCACAGUUCAUGUGCAGGACAUGGCCACGGAGCCAGAGGAGGCUGGCUUCGUUGGCCUGAAGCGUCCCUCGAUAAAUCUCUUCACGCCCAUCUACUUUGCCAGCGAGAAACGCAGUCCAAUGGGUCCCAUACCACCGAUUACGGUUUCCAAUCCCGCCGAGACAUACAAGAGCGCCGAACGGGAGCGCGAGGCAGCCGAGGCGGCUGCUCGGGAGCUGGAAAAGGAAGCGGCCCAGGCCCAGCCACCGCCAGAGAAGAAGAGCGUCAUGCGGGAAAUCUUGGCCUUUGUGCGCAAACCCUCCAAGCACAUCUCGACGCGCACGAAUCGCUUUGCGAAUGCAUUUACAAGGGCGGAAUCUGGAUCCUCCAGUGGUCCAUUGAUACGACAAAGCACCUUCUCUGCCAGCCCAGCGGCCUCGUCGACGGCCGCCAAGAGUGCGGUGCAAAAGCAAAUGUCCGAGGUCGGCUUCGAGCCGAAGAUGUCCCUCAAGUUUGCUCACUACACGAAAAUGUCCUUGAAGCUGCGUCGCUUGGCGCGUCGUGAGGAGGAGGAGAAGCAACAACAACAGCAGCAGCAGCAGAAGGCGUCGGCCGUCAGCUCGGCCGCAGGCUCGAAGCGAGCUAGCGCGGACUCCAAUGCAGGCACACAGGAUCAGGUAGGUGGAUCCGGAACUGAGGAGGAUCUGCCAUUCGAGCUGGCGAAUGUGCACUUUGAGAAGGUAGGUGAGUCCUAUAUCAAGCAUGAGCGACUCCGCGAAUUGGUCGAACCUGAACCAGAACCAGUAGCAGUACCAGUAACAGUACCGGAUGCAGAGUCCGCUGAUAAUGAGCCAGAGCAAGCGGAUGCUGCCAUGGCGCAGUUCGUCGAGGAGGUCACCAACUCCCUGAAAGUUGUGGCACUCAACGGAGAUGGAAGUGUGCCGACUGUACAUCAUUUCACUCGUCGCUCGGAGAGUCGAGAGCCAAUUGAGCCGCGGAUUAGCGAAGAACGUGAAUCAGAUUCCAAUGACCUGAUCAUUCCCGAGGAGCUGCGCGCGGAGCUAGUUGAGAUUUUGAAGGCCUAUGCACCAGAGCCAGUUUAUGUUAAUCUGCAGGCGUUGCGGCGCGAAACGGAGGAAGCGGAGGCGGUGGCACGUGCCAUUGCGGAGGCAGCUGCUGCUGUGGCCGCUGCUGCAGCGCCACUGCCACCGCCACCGCCGGAGAAGCUACCGCUGCAGUGUCCUACUAUUGAGUUUGAGCCGCCAUCGCGUCGUUCGUCCUUUGAUCCGCCGAGGUCACCGUUCCUGGAGCAGCUGCGCAGUCCUGGCGGCGACACGGACACAGAUCUGAUCAAUCUGCAGCGCCUGGACUCGGGUGGCGAUAGUUUCGAAUUGGUCGAUGGUGAUCGCAAGUCAAGUCGUGCUGAAUCUAGCUUCGAUUGUCCGUAUUCCUCGCGUGACACCAGCUUUGAUGUGUCCAUAUCGCGAUAUCAAUCCACCAGCUACGAGGAUCAGACGUCCAGCUUUGAGAUCGUCGAUACUGACGAUCGUCGUCGUCAUGUUGAUCUACGCAAGAGCUCCAUUGAGCUGGUCGAUGCAGAGACCUUUCAGCGUUCCGGCUCCUCCUGCGGACGCAAGUCUUCACUAGAGACGCACUUUGACUACACGCCUUCGGAGACGAGCGGCGUGACACCCGCCCGAUCUCCCAACUUUCCCAUGACCAAGAAACAGAAAACCGAACACUUUCGCCAGCUGCACAUCUCGCCCUUCAGUGCCUUCUCGCGGGCACGCAGCCCGCUCUCGCAGCAGACCUCCUCCAAUUACAGCUCGCGGGAUAGCUACGACUCCAGCUCGUCCUAUCCGCAUGGCCAUGAGCCGCAGCGCAGCCCAUAUGCUGAUCCUAGCAAAAAGCAUUUCCCUCUCACCAUUAAACAACGCGAGGAGGAGGUCAAGACCUUCCUGUGCACCGAUCUCCGCUGUGCAUCGAUCUUUGAGCCGCGUCCCAGUUCCGUGCUAACACAACAGCUUUCCACGGGCUCCAUGUCAACGCCCUCGGCUUCCGGUUACAGCGCACCCCGUAUUUCCGCAACUUUGGGCAGUGGUGCUAUUGCCAUGCCCCAUGCGAAUGCAUCGCUUGGGUCCUGCGGCUUCUCCAGCGGCAGCGAGUUUGAGCCGCCUUCACCGCGACGUGCUGCCAGCGCCUCACCCAAGCACACCUUUACAUUCCGCAUCGUUAUGAAAAAGGUUGACAGCUCACCGGAGGCGUUGUGUCCGGAACGGCAUAGAUCCCGCAUUAUCGAUCGAUAUCGACGCCGGGACAGUCGGCGCAAGCGCAUCCACGAUGCGGGCAAGAGUUUCUAGGCGAUAAGACGAGACUCGAUGUGACGGUCGAAGGCACGAAGCAAUCCCAAGGCAAUCUUAAAUAGUUUAGAGAAAUAAAUCAAAUUGUUCUAACCUCAAUUGUAUCUUAUGAUCAUCCCAGUGAGGAUUGAUGAUAUUUUUUCAAAAGGAAUACAAUUUUUGACAAUCUAAAUGUUAUUUAAUCCAAGGUUUUUCUAUAUAUGUAUAUCUGUGUCUCUAUACAAAUCAAAUGGAACACCGUUUGCCUAGUAAGCUAGUUGUAACGUUCGGGUGUAGUCAAAAUCGUAGGAGCUCAAUGCGAACAUCAAACUUUAUAAAAUGGUUCUGGUUUUAGGCCGUUUCAAAAUUCUAUAAUAAGUUAAGAUAGUAAUACAAGUAUUCGUAAAUCUGCCCAUGAAUUUCUAAAUAGUGUAAGGCAGAUAAUUUUCAUAUUCAGGCUAGAACUCAUCAUCAUUAAGGAUAUUUGCGAAGAUCUAUACUAUCAAGUAAUAUUAAACUUAUACAACAACUUGGUUCAUGCUUGCAAGGUACAAACUUAAAAUUACAGAAACUGAAUAUCAAAAAUGUUUUUUCUUUACAAAAA
Messenger RNA from Drosophila innubila, 4567 nucleotides. RefSeq names its product serine-enriched protein (gene gprs). The record is from RefSeq and is a predicted model, not a curated record. Lineage: Eukaryota; Metazoa; Arthropoda; Insecta; Diptera; Drosophilidae. Gene Ontology annotation, molecular function: protein binding. The transcript is spliced from 10 exons. The coding region runs from base 52 to 3984 and encodes 1310 amino acids.